Messenger RNA from Westerdykella ornata, 747 nucleotides. RefSeq lists its product as uncharacterized. The record is from RefSeq and is a predicted model, not a curated record. Bases 222 to 602 code for a protein of 126 amino acids. Lineage: Eukaryota; Fungi; Ascomycota; Dothideomycetes; Pleosporales; Sporormiaceae. The transcript has a single exon.
CUCUCCUUGCCACUCUCGCUCCUGCUGAUCCGAUCCGCUACCUUGCAUGGACAAGAGUGUCUGGGCCGAGGCGAGCGCUUCGUAGCAUCGCGGAGGAGAUGGGAGCGAUGGAGAUGAGUGAUGGCGUCCUUCAACAGCGAGUGUGACUUAUAUACCCAGGAAUGUGUGAGCGAGCGAGCGCGAACUAGCGGGAAUGGAUGAGUAGUGAGUGACCGAUUGCGAUGGUAAUGAGUCGAGAUGAUACCCGAUGCCUUUUUUCUUCUUCUCCUCUUUUCUUUCCACUUUUUCGUUUUGCAUUUGGUUUUUUCUCGUUUGGUCACUUUUUAGGCAGGAGGAUGGCGUUGGCGUCCAGGGUGAAUGGAUGGGGGCAACGAGAUAGAAGGGUAUACAUGGUUUUGACCCCCUCGGUUCGGGUAAUGGUGUUUUGGUUUGGACGGAUGGUGGUGAGGGAGGAUGCAGAUAUGGGUGAAGCUGGGAUGUACACCGUGAUCGGUGGUGGAGAUGAGGAAGUAAACCGGAGAGGAGUGGACUUUGCGAGACGAUGGAUGAGGUGUUAUAGGGUAUACACAAUGUAUGAUGGUAUUGUUCCCACCUGCACCUGAGUUCUGUUGUUGUUUCCCAGUCCGAGAAAAGUGGACCUGUUGAGUCGUGGUUGUGCGUUAUUGGUGCACGCUUGCAUGAGGGUGUCAGGUCCGGUCCUGCGUCGAAGUAAUCCGUCUGAGUGGAUAGGAAUCUUCCUGGUGUGGU